Molecule: messenger RNA, 2333 nt
Organism: Capra hircus (goat)
Lineage: Eukaryota; Metazoa; Chordata; Mammalia; Artiodactyla; Bovidae
Product: zinc finger protein 239-like
Exons: 1
Coding region: 29-1057 (342 amino acids)
Biological process (GO): central nervous system development; regulation of transcription by RNA polymerase II
Cellular component (GO): nucleus
Molecular function (GO): DNA-binding transcription factor activity, RNA polymerase II-specific; RNA polymerase II cis-regulatory region sequence-specific DNA binding
Source: RefSeq, a predicted model, not a curated record
CGAAGUAAACCAUGGCAACCUGGAAACUAUGGAGAGUCACCACAGAGAUAAUGCAUGUGGAAAAGUAUCUUCUCUGAGCUUAAACCUUGAAGUUUCUUUAGCACAAAUAUCUCAUACACCUGACAUACUUGGGAAAUACUUGAAACCUAAUCUAGAAUGUAUUACUCAGAAUAAAAGCUACACAAGAAAUGAAGUGGAAUUUAAUCAAUGUGACAAGUUAUUUCUUUAUACUAAGCAUGAGAAAAUUCUUAAUAGACAAAAAUACGACGAAUAUAGGGAACACAUUAAAGCUUUCAGCCGUAAGUCACAGCUUAUUAAACACUGGAAAACUCAAAUGGCAGAGAGACACUACAGCUGCACUGACUGUGGGAAAGCUUUUUCCCAGAAGUCAGACCUCAUUAAGCAUCAGAGAACACACACCGGAGAGAAACCCUAUGGGUGCAGUAGGUGUCAGAAAGCCUUCAGCCAGAAGUCCCAUCUCAUUUUACACCAGAGAACCCACACAGGAGAGAAAUGGUUUGAGUGCUGCAUGUGUCAGAAAGGCUUCAGUGAUGAGUCACAAGUCACAUUACAUCGAAGAACACAUACAGGAGAGAAGUCCUACAGAUGUGAUGAAUGUCAAAAAAGCUUCGGCAAUCAGUCACAGCUCAUUAUUCAUCAGAGAUCUCACACGGGAGAGAAACCCUAUGGUUGCCAUGAAUGCGGAAAGACAUUUCCCCUUAAGUUUAGCCUCAUUUUACAUCAAAAAACACAUACAGGGGGAAAACCUUAUGGAUGCAGUGAUUGUGGGAAAGCCUUCAUCCAGAGAUCUGAGCUCAUCAGACAUCAGAGAACUCACACAGGAGAGAAACCUUAUAAUUGCAGUGAAUGUGGAAAAGGCUUUAGUGUAAAGUCAUUCCUCAACACUCACUGGAGAACUCAUGCAGGAGAGAAGCCCUAUGGAUGCAAUGAAUGUGGAAAAACAUUCUCCAUCAAAUUUAGUCUCAUCCUACACCAAAGAACUCACACAGGUGAGAAACCCUACGAAUGCCCUCAGUGUCAGAAAGCUUCCACCUAAAAGUAACAUCUCACUAUUUAUCAGAGGUCUCACACAGGAGAAAAACCCUACAAAUGCAGUGAAUGCCACAAAGCCUUCAGCCAGAAGUCGUAUUUCCUUAUUCAUCAGAGAAUUCACUCUGAAGAGAAGCCUUAUCAAUGCCACAAAUGUGGGAAAACUCUCCCACAAGUUUAGCCUCAUCAUUCAUCAGGGAAUCCAUACAGGUGAGAAACCCUAUGGAUGCGGUGAAUGUGGGAAAACUUUCCCUAUGAAGUUUAGCCUUGUUUUACAUCAGAAAACACAUACGGGAGAAAAACCCCACGAAUGCCAUGAGUGUCAAAUCUUUUGCCCAGAUGCCACAUCUUAUAUACCUCAAAGAACUCACACAGGUGAGAAACGUUACAGAUGCAGUGAGUGCUAGAAAACUUUCUCCCACAAAUUUAGCCUCAUUUUACAUCAGAAAACUCAUCAAGAAAAGUCAUGAAGAAAGUUAAUAUCCAAAAGUUGUCACUGAAAGGAAAUAGCUCAUUACACUCCAGAGUUUACGUAGGAGUGAAACCUUAAGAAUGAAGCAGAUUUGGACACUUUCCAGAUUCAUACCACGUUACUUUUAUCAGACAAUGGUACUACAUAGAAUGCCAGACAGGAGGAAAUACCUUUCCUGAUAAAUGUCAAUUGAAUGUAGGCUAGAGGGAACAAAUAGGAACUUCUGUGUAUGUAUUAAUGGUGGGGAUGUUGUUGGUAUGAAAUUUAGCUACAGAGAAUUGACAUUUAGGGGAAAGUCAUGCUUUCAUGGUAUCAUUUAUGAGGGAAUUCAUUUCCUGUACUUUUGACAUAAUACACAGCAUUACAGAAAUUAUUAAAUAUGUAAAUAAAGACAGUAGUUAGAAAACAAAGCAAAAAUUAUAGCAGAACCAUGUGAAAAUACAUAAGUGUUCUGUACCUAUUUUAAUAAUAACAUGAUUUUUGUAUUUGGGAAUUGUGUGUGUGAGCAUUAAUGAUUGUGACUCCCUAGUUCAUGUGCUUAAAUGUCAUAAAAUUUUACCACAGAAUAUCUGCACUGUGUCUUUGUAUCAUCAUAAUGCUACAUGAAUUGUAAAUGAACUACAUGGUUCAUUAUUUUAGUAAAAGAAUAUUAUGACUUAAUAUCUUGCCACCUCUACCAUGCCCCACUGUAUGCUUUAUUAGUAAGUGGGCCUGGAAAUUUCUGAAUCUUUCUUGAGUAAAACUUUUGUUUUCAUUGAUCCGAAGAUGGAAAAAUUGUCCCAUGUAUUAACAACGCUUAAGUGAAAAUGCA